AUGCCAGAUAUUGUUUCCCUCGAAUACCUCAAUAGCAUUAACGUCCCCGGCACGCCACCGCACAAAUUCAACCUCAAAUUUGGAGCAUUGAUCUUCUUCAUCAGGAACAUUAACUUUGAUUGCGGUCCCGUCAAUGGAAACGGGGAGAGGGGGUUAAUCGAGGGAUAG
Messenger RNA from Ectocarpus siliculosus, 168 nucleotides. Lineage: Eukaryota; Phaeophyceae; Ectocarpales; Ectocarpaceae. The record is from the annotation of a GenBank genome assembly.